Messenger RNA from Trematomus bernacchii (emerald rockcod), 3180 nucleotides. RefSeq names its product ice-structuring glycoprotein-like. The record is from RefSeq and is a predicted model, not a curated record. NCBI's taxonomy places the organism in Eukaryota, Metazoa, Chordata, Actinopteri, Perciformes, Nototheniidae. The coding region runs from base 1 to 3180 and encodes 1059 amino acids. The transcript has 2 exons.
AUGGCGGCAUUAGCAAAGACAGCAGAAACUACAGAGGAAGCUACAGAAGCUGCAACAGAGGCAGCAGCAGGUGCAGGAAGAGCUUUUGCAUCACUACAAGCGGCAUUAGCAGAAGCUAAAAAUCUAACAGGUGCCACAAACCCAGAAACACCAGCAAUGCAGCUCGCAAAUGCAGCAUCCGAAAAAGCAGCAGAAGCCUUGGAAACUGCUGCAAACCCAACCACCGAGGAAACAGUAGCUGAAGCACUUGAGACAGCUAAGGUAGCCGCAAACACAGCGGCUGCAGCAGCAGCAGCGGUUUCUGGAUCAACAACUCAAAAGCCUACAACUCUGGCACCAACUACAAUGAAAGCAUCAACCAUAGGAACAGCAGAAGCAGUGAAAGCAGCAAGUGCAAAGGCAGCCACCACGGCAUCAGCUAUAGCAGCAGCAGCAUCAGCAACAGCAGCAACAGCAGCAGCAGCCACUACUGGACCCGCCUCUGCAGCAGCAGCUGAAGCUGCACAAGCUGCAGCUAAGGCAGCACAAGAAGCAGCCACAGCUGCUGCAGCAGUAAUCAAUGGAUCCUUAUCACCAGAACUAGCAGCAGACCUAGCAAAGAAAGCAACAGAAGCAGCCAAAAUAGCAAUAAGUGCAGCGCAGAAAGCAAUUGAGACAGCACCAACAUUAUCGGCAGAGGUAGCAGAGAGAAUUGCAGAGGCAUUAUCAAAUGUAUCAGUUGCAGCAGAUAAGGCAGCAGAGGCAGCAGAUAUGGCGGCAUUAGCAAAGACAGCAGAAACUGCAGAGGAAGCUACAGAAGCUGCAACAGAGGCAGCAGCAGGUGCAGGAAGAGCUUUUGCAUCACUACAAGCGGCAUUAGCAGAAGCUAAAAAUCAAACAGGUGCCACAAACCCAGAAACACCAGCAAUGCAGCUCGCAAAUGCAGCAUCCGAAAAAGCAGCAGAAGCCUUGGAAACUGCUGCAAACCCAACCACCGAGGAAACAGUAGCUGAAGCACUUGAGACAGCUAAGGUAGCCGCAGACACAGCGGCUGCAGCAGCAGCAGCGGUUUCUGGAUCAACAACUCAAAAGCCUACAACUCUGGCACCAACUACAAUGAAAGCAUCAACCAUAGGAACAGCAGAAGCAGUGAAAGCAGCAAGUGCAAAGGCAGCCACCACGGCAUCAGCUAUAGCAGCAGCAGCAUCAGCAACAGCAGCAACAGCAGCAGCAGCCACUACUGGACCCGCCUCUGCAGCAGCAGCUGAAGCUGCACAAGCUGCAGCUAAGGCAGCACAAGAAGCAGCCACAGCUGCUGCAGCAGUAAUCAAUGGAUCCUUAUCACCAGAACUAGCAGCAGACCUAGCAAAGAAAGCAACAGAAGCAGCCAAAAUAGCAAUAAGUGCAGCGCAGAAAGCAAUUGAAACAGCACCAGAAUUGUCAGCAGAGGUAGCAGAGAGAAUUGCAGAGGCAUCAUCAAAUGUAUCAGUUGCAGCAGAUAAGGCAGCAGAGGCAGCAGAUAUGGCGGCAUUAGCAAAGACAGCAGAAACUGCAGAGGAAGCUACAGAAGCUGCAACAGAGGCAGCAGCAGGUGCAGGAAGAGCUUUUGCAGCACUACGAGCAGCAUUAGCAGAAGCUAAAGAACAAACAGGUGCCACAAACCCAGAAACACCAGCAAUGCAGCUCGCAAAUGCAGCAUCCGAAAAAGCAGCAGAAGCCUUGUUAACUGCUGCAAACCCAACCACCGAGGAAACAGUAGCUGAAGCACUUGAGACAGCUAAGGUAGCCGCAGACACAGCGGCUGCAGCAGCAGCAGCGGUUUCUGGAUCAACAACUCAAAAACCUACAACUCUGGCACCAACUACAAUGAAACCGACAAAAAGAGCAUCCUCGGAAGCAGUAAAAGCUGCUAGUGCAACAGCAGCAGCGACAGCCGCAGCGAUAGCCUCAACAGCAGCAGCAACAGCAGCAGCAACAGCAGUAGCAGCCACUACUGGACCCGCCUCUGCAGCAGCAGCUGAAGCUGCACAAGCUGCAGCUAAGGCAGCACAAGAAGCAGCCACAGCUGCUGCAGCAGUAAUCAAUGGAUCCUUAUCACCAGAACUAGCAGCAGACCUAGCAAAGAAAGCAACAGAAGCAGCCAAAUUGGCAAUAAGUGCAGCGCAGAAAGCAAUUGAGACAGCACCAACAUUAUCAGCAGAGGUAGCAGUGAGAAUUACAGAGGCAUUAUCAAAUGUAUCAGUUGCAGCAGAUAAGGCAGCAGAGGCAGCAGAUAUGGCGGCAUUAGCAAAGACAGCAGAAACUGCAGAGGAAGCUACAGAAGCUGCAACAGAGGCAGCAGCAGGUGCAGGAAGAGCUUUAGCAGCACUACGAGCAGCAUUAACAGAAGCUAAAAACAAAACAAGUGCAGCAAACCCAGAAACAGCAAUAAUGCAACUAACAAUUGUAGCAGCUGAAAAAGCAACGAAAAUGGCUGAGUUAACAGCAGCUAAAGCAAAAACGGUAGCAGAAGAUGCAGCAGCUUCUUUACAUGCAACAACUGAAGAAAUUGAAGCUGAAAAGGCAACAGAAGCAUUUCAAGCGGCUAAGGAAGCGACAGAAGCAGCAAAGGCAGCUGCUGUUGCAGGAAAAGCAGCAGCAGCAACUGCCGCAGCGUAUGUUGCUGCUGCCGAAGACACAACACCAGUCACUGAUGGAGAUUCCACAACAAAAGCACCACUACCUACAGCCGCAGCAGCAGCAACAGCUAUAGCCACAGCAGCAACAUCUGCAGCAACAGCAGUGGCAGCAGCAGCAGCAGCAAUAACAGCAGCCACUGCAGGGAAAACACCAACAACUGCAAAUAAUGCUGCAUCCGCUGCAAUAAGAGCAGCUGAUUAUGCCGCAGCAUUAUCAGAAGGAAAGGUUUCCCCAGAAGUGGCAGCAGAAGCAGCAGUAGUCGCCACCACUCACAGAGGAACAAUGGCAAACAGCAGCCACAGUUUCAACUUCCACUGCAGCAGCAGCAGCAGCAACAGCAUUGGCAGCCUCAACAGCAGCAGCAGCCGGAGAAACAAAAUCAGAAGCAGUAGAAAAUGCUGUAAGAGCUGCACAAAUAGCUGCAAGAGCUGCAACACAAGUGGCAGCUGGAGAAGCACCACCAUCAGUGGCAGCACUAGCAGCAAGAAACGCAGCAGACGCCGCAGCUCUAUUAGCAAUUGA